Molecule: messenger RNA, 927 nt
Organism: Panonychus citri (citrus red mite)
Lineage: Eukaryota; Metazoa; Arthropoda; Arachnida; Trombidiformes; Tetranychidae
Exons: 2
Coding region: 259-723 (154 amino acids)
Source: RefSeq, a predicted model, not a curated record
CUCAACUCGAUUCAAAGUAUUCUAAAGUUUUAGAGUGAAAUCUUUGUUUGUUUUUGUUCAAAUUCAUCUCCAAUUACUUUUUGCUAAUCAAAUCAACAAUCGAAACUUAAUCAUCUUCUAGAUUUGAAACUUCAGUUAAUUAAAUUCUAAACAAAAAAUAUUCAAUUGAUCCUUUUGUUUCCUAUUUUUCUACAAUAUUUUGGUUCAUAGAGAUUCUUUUGUAAUCGUAAAAGCACAACUUGCGAAUUCUUGGCCAACAUGAACUUUCACCCUAAUGAUAUUCAUCAAGCAACUAAUAGUGCGAACGUUUCUGGCUCCUAUGAAGACGAAAUCCGCCAUCUUUUUCGAAAUUUUCGUCCCAGUCCGUACGUCGCUCCUACAAAUGGAUUGAAAACUGAAAAUCCCGUGAAAACGGAAAGUUCAGUCAAACCAUCGCAGAAUCGAGAACUGAAUAGCAAUCAAAAGUCAAUGUUCUAUUUGUACUUAAAUCGCGAUGAAUUUGAACAGUCACUAGAUCUCGUUGAUUUGAUCAAUUUGUCUCGAAGAAAUAAUGAACCUGAAUGGACCGAAGAGGAAGUUUUCACGAUUUAUAGUUGGACCUUAAUUGGAACUGGAUUCAACAAGCAGUUGAACAGUUCGGAAAAUUGGAAGGAAAAAAGAGCCAAUCGAGAUAUAAGUGCUUAUUACGAUCGCAAGUGGAACCAAUCGCAAGCAAAUCAAUGACCAACGAAACAUAAGAUGACCAAAUGAUCAAAUGAUGAGUCCAAAUUUCACUGGAACAAUUUCCAUACAAAUGACAACAUGAAUCGUGAACAUGAACAUGAACAUCAGCGAUUCAUCAAAAAGUUUCCAAAUAAAUUCUCAUUUUUGAAUAUCAUUUUCAGUUCGAAAUCUCUUUAAUUUCAUCGCGAACGCGUUUAUCCUAUA